AUGGAGCAACUGGAUGAGCUCAAUUGUUCUUCUGCGACUUGUGCUCUCUGCGCCCUCCCCAACGUCUCCUCCGACGUGGUCACGCAGAGUGUCCCCUUCCAGGGGAGCAGCACCCUUCUGACAGCGGUCAUCUCCGUCACCGUCUUCACGGUCGGUCUGGCCGGCAACAGUCUGGCCAUCUACGUGGUGCUGCGCUACGCCCAAAUGAAAAGGGUGACCGACAUCUACAUUCUCAACUUGGCCAUCGCCGACGAGCUCUACAUCAUCGGGCUGCCUUUCCUCACGACGCAGAAUGUGCUGUCCUACUGGCCCUUCGGAUCCUUCCUGUGUCGGCUCGUCAUGACAGCGGACUCAAUGAACCAGUUCACGUCUAUUUUCUGCCUGACCGUCAUGUCCGUGGACCGUUACCUGGCCGUGGUGCACCCGAUCCGGGGCUCCAAGUGGAGGCACCCACGCGUGGCCAAGGCGGUGAGCGCAGCAGUGUGGGCUGCGUCUUUUGUGGUGGUCCUGCCUGUGGUCAUCUUCUCCGAUGUGCAGGACACAUUUAACUCAUGCAACAUAACCUGGCCAGAGCCAUCAGAUGUAUGGUCAACAGCCUUCAUUCUCUACACCACCACAGUGGGCUUCUUUGGACCCCUGCUCAUCAUCUGCCUCUGCUACCUGCUGAUAGUAAUCAAGUUAAAGAACUCAGGAAUGCGAGCAGGCUUCGCCUCGCGACGGCGUUCUGAGCGUAAGGUGACUCGGAUGGUGGUGGUUAUUGUGGUGGUGUUUGUACUCUGCUGGCUGCCGUUCUUCAUCAUCAACAUCAUCAACCUGGUGGUCAUCAUCCCGGAGUCCAGUGCCACUGCUGGAAUAUACUUCUUUGCGGUCAUCCUGUCAUACGCCAACUCCUGCGCCAACCCUCUGCUCUACAGUUUCCUCUGUGACAACUUCAAACAGAGCUUCAGAAAAGUGCUGUGUGUGAAGAGGGUGAGAUGCAAGGCCGGUGGUGUGGAGGACGGUGAACCCAGCGGUCGCCGCAUAGUGAAGUCAAUGCCAACUGAAUGUGCCCCUUACUCCCCUCAAAGUCAGGUGGCCUACAACCCCCAGAGCAGCCCGAUCUCUCCUCAGCCUUCAGGCUGCCAGAUUUCUCACACAGCUGCUGGUUUGAACGGCUGCAUCUCGGCAUGCAAGCGGUCUUCCUCCACAUUCCCACAGUUCUCCAGGACCACGACAACAAUUACAGGAACCUCCACGGGCAUCGUGGCUGAAAUUCCAGCUAUUACCACAGUAACUACAGUGCCUACAGUCUCUUAGAAUGGCCCAUAUGGAAUAUUGCCUGUUGACGAGCAGCCUGAGGAUAAAAGAAAAAAAAAGUGAGAUAAUUUCAGAUACAGUAGAUAGUAUGAAGAACAGUUCCCUCGUUCUAAAUGCAUUGCAUUACUGAUGCGCAUAAGGUAAAACAAUAAAUACUGUACUGACAUUUUCUUUUGUAUAACAGUGACGUCUGUUCACUUUUGAUUCGCUAAAUGUGAUGAAUGUAGUGCAUUAAUUCUUAUGUAUCUUUGUGGAUACUGUGGUUAGUAUUUAACUGCUUGUUGUUUGCAGGAAAAGUUGGGAGUUGACUAUGCUUACUGGUAUUUAUUAAUGUAAUUCAAACACAGCGACAAUUCAAUGUUCUU
Molecule: messenger RNA, 1661 nt
Organism: Phycodurus eques (leafy seadragon)
Lineage: Eukaryota; Metazoa; Chordata; Actinopteri; Syngnathiformes; Syngnathidae
Gene: sstr5
Product: somatostatin receptor type 5
Exons: 5
Coding region: 1-1296 (431 amino acids)
Biological process (GO): cellular response to glucocorticoid stimulus; regulation of insulin secretion; neuropeptide signaling pathway
Cellular component (GO): membrane; neuron projection
Molecular function (GO): somatostatin receptor activity; neuropeptide binding
Source: RefSeq, a predicted model, not a curated record